Babesia sp. Xinjiang is the source of this 1929-nucleotide messenger RNA. RefSeq names its product putative 54S ribosomal protein (gene mrpl19). Gene Ontology annotation, cellular component: nucleus; ribosome; tRNA (m1A) methyltransferase complex. Bases 1 to 1929 code for a protein of 642 amino acids. The transcript has 9 exons. Gene Ontology annotation, biological process: tRNA methylation; translation. Gene Ontology annotation, molecular function: structural constituent of ribosome. The record is from RefSeq and is a predicted model, not a curated record. NCBI's taxonomy places the organism in Eukaryota, Apicomplexa, Aconoidasida, Piroplasmida, Babesiidae.
AUGAAGUUUUUGGGUAGAUAUAGGCUGAUAGUACCGGCUGCUGUGGCAAAGCCCUCGCCAUCUAUCGGUCAAGCUCUUGGUCCUCUGGGUAUAAACAUGAGCGAUUUCUGCAAGAAAUUCAAUGAAAGGACACAGUUGAUUCGCCCGAACAUUCCAAUUCAAGUCAAAAUCUGCACACUAUCUAAUUCAACAUACAAAUUCUCUUUAAGGACUCCGGGAUCACAAUGGUUUUUACGGCGAAUCGCAAGAGUUCCGAUGGGAGCAUCAAAACCAAAACACGAAAUCGUGGGUAAUGUUACACUUAAAGAGGUAUACCAUAUCGCAAAAUGCAAGUGCAUGGACCCUCCGCUUAUAGGAAUACCGCUCUAUGUGAUAUGUAAACGUAUCAUUGGAACUGCGAACGCCAUGGGUAUUGCGGUGACACGCGAGCUACUGCCGGAGUUCCGCAAACGUGAUUACACGAAGGUCUCACAUCUAGAUCAGAUGAAAAAAGAUAUUAGGAUGCAGAGGAAAUCCCAGAAACUUGCGGAGCACGAUACCGUGAUUCUCAUGAUACACAACAAGGGCGGCUUUACGGCAAAAAUUGAACGCGGAAAGACUAUAAAGAUAUGCAAAGAUACUCUGCAGCUGGAUAUGCUCAUAGGAUGCUCCUAUGGCGACGUUUUCAUCAAAGAACGAACUGAAUGGAUCAAAAUUCGUCGAGAUGACUCCCAGUAUUCGCAGUAUCGUAGCCGUAUAAAGGAGAAUUACACUGACGACAAUGAUAACACGACUUUGGACAACCGUGAUAUUUACGAUGAUAACACAGCUCAGAAGUUGACCUAUGGCGAUAUACAGAAACUGAAGAAAGAUAAAAAUGCUCAAGAAGUUAUCGAGACCAUAGUCGAUCAUUCUGAGACAUUUGCAAAAAAAAGCAAAAUGGCACAAGAAAAGUAUAUCAUGAGAAAGGAAAAACGACAUAUAAAACUAUUUUAUGUUAGACCGUGUGACGUAUAUAACGCUUGCGAAUGUUACUUCAACUCCUUUCCUCAUAAAAUCGGGUAUCUAAAUUCUGCCAACCUUGGAAUGAUGCUCUAUCUGGCAGAUAUAAGGUACGGGUACAAGGUCAUGGUUUUCGAUCACUCACUCGGGCUUAUCACUGGAGCGGUAUCGCAGAGACUCUCAGGUUCCGGUAAAAUAUACCGUUUAGUUGCUAAGGGGGUCAGUGACAAGAUCGUACACGAACUGGGCAUCCGUUAUUUAGACAACAUAAUCUCUAUUGAUUUGAAUCGGUACAUCUCAGAAGGAGGUGAAUCUUCAUUGUCUUUACAAAAUGAUGCAACUGCAACUCGAAAUUCUCCUGGAAACGACGAAAAUGCACCUGAUGACCUUCAACCAGAAAUUUAUAACGAAUCAUCGCAUUGCAGUGAUAGUGAAAAUCAACAAUCUUGCCUAUCAGAAACGGACCACGAAAGCCUUGUCGGUAAAAGGAUCAAUAAUGAAGGAUAUGAGGGUAACCACACAGCGGAUGAAAAAGAACCAAAACGGCAAAAAUGUAGCAACAUGCCGGGGGUAUAUCCCUUAUACACCCCUUCAAGGGACGAUAUAAAAGGAUGCCAGGUCAUUAUUGGCAAUAUUUCUUUUAACAAAUGCGACAAGGUGAACUCCGUAGUUUCCGAGUAUACCCGUCGUAUGAAACUAGCGGCAGAUUUGUAUCUUGAUUGGGGAGGACGACUGGUUCUAUUCGGUCAACAGUAUCAGCCCAUGGCGGAGCUGCAAGCGAUGCUUACCCUGAGUGAUGAAUAUGUUAACGUCAAAUUUGACGAGGUCUUCAUGCGUGAAUAUCAGAUGCUUCAUAUGCGUACGCAUCCGAUUAUGGCGGCCGACUUCCGCCCUUGUUGCGGUUUUGUCAUUUCGGCUACCAAGUGCUCUAAGAACAUAAUAAACUGA